AUGGAUAGGGAACCUCUCUCUCGCGCGUUGGCCGAAGAGGUGCCACUUUCAAUCUCACUACUCUCGGAGCUUGGGAAGGGCUCAUUGAGGAGAGACCUCAUCAACACGGUCGACGGGCAGGGGAUCACUCGACUACUCAGUCUGUGGCCGAAACUCGUCCUCACAGCAAGCAGUCCCCAGGUGAAUGAUAAUCAUAUCACGGUGGCAUCAAAUGCCUUAUGUGUCUAUCUCAAUGGUGGUUCCAUGAGCCCUGCCGCCGAGCUUCGAAAGCAUGUCAUCUCCCAAGACGCGUGGUUCGCAGCCUUUCAAUGUGCUCACAAGGCUUUCAAUGAGGGCAAGGCGAAACCAGCAAACCAGAUUUUGGAAACCCUCUGUGAUCUAUUCUCGAAGCUGGAUGACUCUAUGGCCAGCGUGGUUCUCAAUAGGGCAUCUCUGCCGUUGUUGAAAAUCGUCUUACUAGCUUCGCCCCGAUCUGACAUCAAGAAGGCUUGUCUUAUGUUAGCAUACUUGCACCGAAGAACUCCGUUGCUUCCGCUUCUCGAUGCACUGGUGUUGCAAUGUGUCAACGAGAACGACUAUGCCUGGAGACAGCGCUUGGCGGAACAUCAUAUCAGGAUAUCCGACGUUUCCAAUAUCGGCAAGGGAAGUAUCCCUCAUCUCUUCGUUGCACUGAUCUUUGCAAUGGUAGAUCUUGAUACAAGAAGCGCCGCUUUGAAGCUGUGCACGUUCCUGUGUGAUGACAGUCACCGGAACACCGACGUGUCUAAUACGCGGGCAGUCGUCGAACGGUCCAUAGAGUUGUAUCUGGAGAGAAACCACGCAGCAUUAGGCACAUUCGCGGAGCAUGUGCUGCCCAUGAUCCUAGACAAGAAGGAAAAACUCAUCGCUUUUACGCAGCGAUAUGCUAGUUCUUGCUAUGACAAAGGCGCAAAUAUGGCCAUUUUUAUUGCUGUCCUGAAAGCCGGGCGAGCAAAAGGAAUUUUGUCAGAAGCUGAGAUGGUCGACACCUUCGGCCUAGCUUUCCAGGAUGUAGCCUCGACGCACGUCGGUGAAUCAAACAAGUUGUACUGGUUCAAGCAAAUGUUGAAGACCGCAAAUCCCGAGCUGCGGAUACUCACAUAUGGACUACUAACAAUCUCACCAGCCGGCAACGCUACAGUCAACCCCGGCGUACUCGAGUGCAUUGCCUCCAGCAUGCAAAAUCUCCAUGAUGAUCCGGACGCCCAUGAAAGAGGUGAGACCUUGAGCAUUACAAAGAGACUCUUGAGAAGGCUUCAAAAUAGUGCCACAGCCUUACGGAGGGUGACGCAGCUCGUUGAUGGCGAUGAGGAAGCCAAUAUCGUCCUGGAAUCAUACAGAUCAUUCGUGGGAAGAUUAUACGACUUUCUGAAGACAGAGCUCGGUACAGGGGCGUCAUAUCCGCGUCAUAUUCUCGCUGUACUCUCCUUGCAGUAUCUUUUUGACCUCACGAAGGGUCCUGACUUACUGGUAGGCGACAAAAGCCUUGUUCAGGCUUUGAUCUGCCUUGUCAUCGACCCAUUCGAAGAUGUCCGGAGCAACGCAGCAAUUCUGCUCCGAACGCUAGCCUGCAAGGAUCAAAGCUUGGUUGCGAGUGUUCUCAGUUCUUCUCUCCUCCAGAAGGUCCAGGUCCUUGCCGUCAGAACUGGUAGGGCCGACCAUGCAGAUGCCAUGGGUCGACUUUGCGCUUUGAGAGGUGUCUGCGCCACUCUUUCGAAUGAAAUGCCCGUGGACACUGACAGCACUGAUUUGGUCGAAGAAAUUCGGCGCUUCAAGGACUUGACCUCAAAGCAAGGAGGCAUCGAAUUGAGACCUGGCUGCGCCCUGCCCAUCCAUGGUCUCUUGUUGGGUAUCAGUUACCGAUUACGCUAUCUCCGGCCCCGGGAUGGCCAGGUACGGUUAUUUGAUUUCACGCUCCUGGAGAUGUGUGCAAACGUUUGGGAUCAAGUGAGAGACCAGCUUUGCGUCGACUCUCCAGAAAGAGCCUCGGAGAUAGAGACUGAAGCUGACGAUGAAGGUCCCAAAGACCUUCUAGCCUUUUCGUGGAGAGCGCUCCGUGAUUCCAGCAUCGUCCUUCAAUCACUGGUUGCCAUCGUGGAACCCUCUCGCGACCUCUUCCACGCCAUCGGUAGCCUCUGCUUGGACCAACUGAUUUCGUUGCGCCACCGAGGAGCGUUCUCGACUGUCGCACAAACGUUCAAUCAGUGUUGUGAGAAGAUCAGGUUAGCUGCCGAUGCCUCCGUACAUGGUCUCAUCCAGGAAUGGUACACGGUUGCUCUAGCCCAGAUUGACGAGCAAGCAAAUCGCCUGACGCGGCGAUCGGCCGGGCUCCCAGCAAUGAUAACCGCGCUUCUCAGUCCGGCUGACCGGUACCUAUUCUCGAGAGUCUUCGCCGAUUUGACGGCUAUUGCGGAGAGACCAAUCGACGAUGCUUCUCUUCAAGAGUUCAGAGAAGUGAAGCUGCCCCAAGUUCAUGCACUGAACUGCCUGAAAGAUAUCAUGACGAAUUCGAGAUUUUCAGCUGCAGUUGUGCCAUACCAGGACGCAGUAAUGGAGCUGGCUGCGACCUGCUUAUCGUCAAAGAUCUGGGCAGUUCGUAAUUGUGGGCUCAUGCUUCUGCGCGCCUGCAUCAACCGUCUUGACUCCUCUAGUUCAUUACCACGGCAAGAUGAGAGGGACCAUUCCCUAGACGAUAGAGAAGGCAAGCCGCCAUCGAUGAUUGCGUUCCAUCUACUUGACGAAGUCGGGCCAUUGCCCGGGCACGACAGCCGCGGGACAAGCAAUGCCGUCGAAGACAUUUUCGCUGGCCUGGAUCUACUUGGGCAUGCGAGUUUAGCCGGAUCAAUGGCAGACGUGGCGGAGGAACUCGUCACGCGGCAGCUUGGGAACUCAGCUUGGACUGUCAGAGAACACGCAGCUCUGCUGCUGGCGACUCGCUUCAGGAGAGUAAGUCCCGUUACAGCAAUCAUGGCGCUUCUCGGUAAUGAUCUCGUUGGCCCGGAGAAUCGGGUCCAUGGUGUUUUGCUCUGUUGUCGCUACCAUUUGGAACAGGGCAUGAGCAUCGUCAAUGAGACUGAGCUCGAAUUGGUUGUCGAUACACUCGUUCGAGACAUGAUACUCGCUGAUGGGGAAUUGGCCCGCCACUCCCCGUAUGUCUACGCCGCAUGCAUGGAUGUGCUCAACGACGUCGCUUCAUGUAUUCUGGAGCGUGGCUGGAGUCACCAAAUCCUUCGAACCAAAUCCUUCACCAACAGGAUCAGGAGCCUUGCGGCAACAAAGUCGCAGCAUGGUCCCUACUUGUUGCAAAGGAUACUACUCCACGAGACUUAUCACAUUCUGAUGGUGGACGAGGAUUUGCCCAACGAAAGCAAGGUGACUACAAACGGGAUAUCGCAGCUCAUCGACGAUAAAGAUGCUCUCGGCUCUGCAUUGGAUGUCUUGUGCCAGAGAAACUGCCAUGGAUCUUGUGCCUCUUUACCUAUCUUCCUUGCUGAACUGAUCGAUCAAGCAUAUGAACAGGUGUCUCCACCGCAAUAUGUUCUCGAGCGAGGUUUCACCUGCUUGGCACGGAGUCUUGAUCACGGCAUGGCCAUACCUCUGGCGACGGCGCAAACGGUGUCUCGACGAAUAGAUAUUACUGAAUUGCACAUUCCGCGCGAAUUGAGGAACGCAGCACUGAAAUUACAAGCGUCGCUGUUGGGAGUUAUUGGAACUGCACACCAACCGCUUCCAGAAUAUCGACGACAAGUUGAAGCGUGGCUCCGAGUAGCCGAAGAUAGUGCACGAGAUAACCUAGACUUUCCUUCGAGGCUAAGCGCUGUCGCAGCAGUUUCAACCUACAUCGGCCACAUGGAGGACUCUGUCAUCCUCCAGGAACUCCCUGGUAUACGACUACGGCUUCUCUUACUUCUGUACGACCUACUCAAUGACGAUGAUGAAGACAUCAGGCUUGAGGCAGUCCGUGCUGGCCGGAGAUUCAAACUCCACAAGAUGCCUGCGAUGGAUAACCUGGGAUAUUGUGCUUUUGCGGCAAGAGAGGAAGUCCUGCACGAGUUGAAGCGCCAGGCUAAGGGCUUACCAGAACUCACUGAGGUCGCACUGGUCAAUGUGUUGCGCCUUGGGCACAAGACGAGCAGUAUUUCCGGGCCUACUACACUCCUCGAAACUCCAGUGACCUCCAAGCUGGGCACCAUCGCAAGAAAACUGAAUGAUCUCUUUGCAGAAGAGAGACAGAAUCUCUACAUUGACGACAUCCGCGAGAUCGACACCUGGACCAUGGUACUUGAUGAUGAAGGCAUCGACCAUCUGGCUCCAGACGUGUUUGAGGCGGUUAUGAAAUGGACGGUGGAUGGUUUAGACACGGUCAAUGACACGCUCGAAAAUGAACAGCUCAAAGCUCCAACAAGCCAGCCACCGACCGAGUUCAACAGUCAGGUCGCACCUAGCGGCGCACGUGCCAACCAGGUCCAGCUCCGCGAGUCGCUCCAUGUACAUCCUCUCAGUGUAACGUAUGAUCAUGAAAUACUCGUGGUUCUUCUCCAAGUCGUCAGCCUUGCGGGAGUGCUCUACUGUCAUGACAGGAAGGCAUACAAAGAACAACUGCGAGCGAAGCUGCAAAGAGCGAAGGAAGUUUGCUCAAGCCUUGCAGUGAAUCCGGUAUUUCUGGGUGCGGUCGAACGCGCUCUUAGCAGGCAGUGUAGAUGA
This is a messenger RNA of Cladophialophora yegresii CBS 114405, 4722 nucleotides long. RefSeq lists its product as uncharacterized. The transcript has 4 exons. Gene Ontology annotation, biological process: tRNA methylation. The coding region runs from base 1 to 4722 and encodes 1573 amino acids. NCBI's taxonomy places the organism in Eukaryota, Fungi, Ascomycota, Eurotiomycetes, Chaetothyriales, Herpotrichiellaceae. The record is from RefSeq and is a predicted model, not a curated record. Gene Ontology annotation, cellular component: cytosol.